Colletotrichum costaricense is the source of this 762-nucleotide messenger RNA. RefSeq lists its product as uncharacterized. The record is from RefSeq and is a predicted model, not a curated record. Lineage: Eukaryota; Fungi; Ascomycota; Sordariomycetes; Glomerellales; Glomerellaceae. Bases 1 to 762 code for a protein of 253 amino acids. The transcript has 3 exons.
AUGCUCACCCUCCUGAUCCAAGCUUGCGAUGGGAUCAAGACGAAAUCCUUCGCUCGAAAGAGCGCGCGCAAGCCAAGGGGACGACGUCCCUGUCGAAAGCCCCGGAUUCUCGUUGGAUACUUUGAUGGAAAUUGCCCAAACGGGAGCCAAGGACAUGGGGGAAAGACCCUUUUGGUUGGCGUCUACUCCGUAGAGAGAAUCUGUUGCCGUCAUGACAAUAGCGCACGGAAUGGAGCCAAAACUAGGCGGAAGCGGACCUCUGGAAGGGUGGCGUUUACGGGUGGUUCUACAGCCUCUCGCCGUUUCUUCUGUCCGGCACGACAUCGCUAUCCGUCAUCUGUCGAGCCGCGCCACAUAUGCAACCUCUACUGCGUCUGCACUCUCCAGGUUUCUGACGCAGGUGCUCGGUGCUGGUGGGUUGUGCUGGAGCUGUCGGUACAUGGCAGUACAAACCCCCGUUCAGACGAAAGACGCAUAGCAGGGGUCUGUGCGGUAGAGGAAGAGCUAGAAACUCAAAGACUUUGUCAAGCUUCAUUAGAGACAGAGAUUGCCUUCUACCCCUUGAUGCUCAUGCUCUUCGACGGCGUGUGUGUGUUAAGAACAACAUGUGGCAGUCGCUCCCCUGACAGCAUCUUUGGGCAAACUCUCUUGUUAGCCCCCUCCCAAAUUCCAUCAAGCCUUCCUUCGAAGAAGCUUCUUCGUACACUAGACACGCGUCAACAAACUCUGGGGAUUGGAAAGGAAGGUGCAUCCCUCCGCUAG